CAGUGAGGCAGAACCUGGGCAGAACAGGAGGUACGGUACUGUGGCAUAAUGUAGUUCACCUCCUUGGUAAUGAGACAUCGAUUGCAGCGCGUUUUUUUCACGUGGUGAAUGGCUUUUCAUUUUACGCAAGAAGUUUGCGCAGAAUAGUAAAGUAUCUGAUAUCGUUUUUUUUAAAACACUGUCCCGCAGGAUUUAACUUUUCAGAAGUGUAUUUUUUGUCAUUCAUUUUUCCGAUUCAUGGAUGGAAUUUAUUGACAACAGACAAUAAUCCUGCGUGCUUCUUUUAUUCAUGUGUGUGUGCUGGUGACCGGUUACCAUGGAGAAGCAGGCGGCGCAGAGGGCCAGAGAGGCUUUCCUCGCUGGGCGGUCGCGACCCCUGGAGUUCAGAGUUCACCAGCUCAAGUCCCUCCAGAGGAUGAUCACAGACAGACAGGGAGAGAUCGCCACCGCCCUCAAACAGGACAUCAACAGGAGCCAGUACGACACCCCGCUGUUUGAGCUGAUCGGCCUGGAGAAUGAGAUCAGCCUGGCUGUGUCGAAGCUGUCCCAGUGGGCUGCUCCUCGGCCUGUAGAGAGGAACCUCCUCACCAUCUCAGACCAGGCGUACAUCCAGCCGGAGCCCCUGGGAGUGGUCCUCAUUAUCGGGGCCUGGAACUACCCCUGGGCCCUAACCCUGCAGCCCCUGGUCGGGGCUAUCGCUGCAGGCAAUGCAGCUGUGGUGAAGCCGUCUGAGCUGAGUGAAUACUCUGCUAGUCUCCUCAAAGCUCUGCUCCCACGAUACCUGGACCAGGAGCUGUACCCUGUAGUGUGUGGGGGCGUGUCAGAGACCCAGGAGUUGCUGCGUCAGCGUUUCGACCACAUCUUCUACACAGGGAACUGCACUGUGGGUAAACUGGUGAUGGAGGCAGCAGCCCGACACCUCACCCCCGUGACCCUGGAGCUGGGGGGGAAGAGCCCCUGUUACAUCGAUAAGGACGUCGACCUCAGAGUUGCCUGCCGGCGUAUCACGUGGGGGAAGUUUGUGAACUGCGGUCAGACGUGCAUCGCCCCGGACUACAUCCUGUGUGAACCCAGCAUCCAGAACAGAGUGGUGGAGGGCAUCCGGCAGACACUACUGGAGUUUUAUGGGCCGGACCCCAAAUCCUCCCCUGACUACGGCCGCAUCAUUAACCAGCGCCACUUCAACCGCGUGAUGACUCUACUGGAGGGCUACACGGCAACAGUAGGGGGGCAGAGUGACGCAUCACAGCGCUACAUUGCCCCCACGGUGGUGAAGGACGUGCCCCCACAGGCUAGGCUGAUGCAGGAGGAGAUCUUCGGCCCCCUGUUGCCCAUAGUGACCGUCAGCGACAUAGAUGACGCCAUCCACUUCAUCAACGAGAGAGAGAAGCCCCUGGCGCUCUACGUCUUCUCCUCCAACAAGAAGGUGAUAAAGCGAAUGCUGGCUGAGACGACCAGUGGCGGGGUGACCGUCAACGACGUCAUUAUGCACUACACCCUCAGCUCUCUGCCCUUUGGGGGUGUAGGUCAGAGUGGAACAGGAAGGUAUCAUGGGAAACACACCUUUGACCAGUUCAGCCAUCAUCGGGCGUGUCUGGUCAAGUCCCUGGGCAUGGAGGAGAUCAACGUGGUGCGCUACCCACCCCAGAACCACCAGAAGGUUCGCAGGGUCAGGCUGGCCAUGAGGACCCCACUGGUCGACUUCUCCAAGGGGACCUACAUCUGGGCCGUAGCGGCGUCCAUUGUGGCUCUGGGACUCCUGGUCGCCCUGACUGUGGUUCUAAUACAAGCGGCUGGUGUCAGCUGCACCUGUUUGUGAUUGGUGGAUAGACACAGGGAAGUUAGGGUUGCACAUUUUGGUAUCUUCCCACAAAUCCCCCCGUGUUCCAGAUAUCCCUAUUGGAGGAUUUCGGAUUUCCUGCUUCUUCCCUUAUGAUUCCUGGAAUCUUCCUACCUUUCUCAGGAAAACCUGGUAAUUUUGGGAAAGAGUAGAGACAGAGGUAUUAAUACAUUAAUGUCAAGUCAUUAUGUGAUUAUUGUUGCAUCCUAGCUCUCCUCUCUCUCCUUCUCUCUGUUCUCUCCUAUAUCUCUCUCCUCUCUCCUCUCUCUCCUUCUCUCUGUUCUCUCCUAUAUCUCUCUCCUCUCUCCUCUCUCCCCUCUCUGUUCUCUCCUAUAUCUCUCCUCUCUCUCCUUCUCUCUGUUCUCUCCUAUAUCUCUCUCCUCUCUCCUCUCUCCCCUCUCUGUUCUCUCCUAUAUCUCUCCUCUCUCUCCUUCUCUCUGUUCUCUCCUAUAUCUCUCUCCUCUCUCCUCUCUCCCCUCUCUGUUCUCUCCUAUAUCUCCCCUCUCUCCCCUCUCUCCUUCUCUCCUAUAUCUCUCCUCUCUUCCCUCUCCCAUCUCUCCUCUCUCCCCUCUCUCCUUCUCUCUGUUCUCUCCUAUAUCUCUCUCCUCUCUCCUCUCUCUGUUCUCUCCUAUAUCUCCCCUCUCUCCCCUCUCUCCUUCUCUCCUAUAUCUCUCCUCUCUUCCCUCUCCCAUCUCUCCUCGCUCCCCUCUCUCCUUCUCUCUGUUCGCUCCUAUAUCUCUCCCCUCUGUCCUCUCUCUCCUUCUCUCUGUUCUCUCCUAUAUCUCCCCUCUCUCCCCUCUCUCCUCUCUCUCCUUCUCUCCUAUAUCUCUCCUCUCUUCCCUCUCCCAUCUCUCCUCUCUCCCAUCUCUCCUUCUCUCUGUUCGCUCCUAUAUCUCUCCCCUCUCUCCCCUCUGUCCUCUCUCUCCUUCUCUCUGUUCUCUCCUAUAUCUCCCCUCUCCUCUCUCUCCUUCUCUCUGUUCUCUCCUAUAUCUCUCCUCUCUCCCAUCUCUCCUUCUCUCUGUUCGCUCCUAUAUCUCUCCCCUCUCUCCCCUCUGUCCUCUCUCUCCUUCUCUCUGUUCUCUCCUAUAUCUCCCCUCUCUCUCCUCUCUCCCCUCUCUCCUUUUCUCUGUUCUCUCCUAUAUCUCUCCUCUCUCCCCUCUCUCCUUCUCUCUGUUUGCUCCCAAAUCUCUCCCCUCUCUCCUUUUCUCUGUUCUCUCCUAUAUCUCUCCUCUCUCCCCUCUCUCCUUCUCUCUGUUCGCUCCUAAAUCUCUCUCCUCUCUUUCCUCUCUUUCCUCUCUCUACCCUCUCUACCCUCUCUCCAUCACCCUCCUGAAAUUGUUGUGUGUGUCUGUCUGUACAGCAGACAUACAGUGCAUUCAGAAUGUUUCAGACUCCUUCACUUUUUCCACAUUAUGUUACGUUACAGCCUUAUUCUAAAAUGUAUUACAUUUUCUCUCAUCAAUCUACACAUAAUACCCCAUAAUGACAAAGCAAAAACUGUUUUUUCGAAUUUUUUACAAAUGUAUAAAAAAUCAUCUGAAAUAUCAUAUUUAUACAAGUAUUCAGAUCCUUUACUCAGUACUUUGUUGAAGCACCUUUGGCAGUGAUUACAGCCUUGAGUCUUCUUGGGUAUGAUGCUACAAGCUUGGCACACCUGUAUUUGGGGAGUUUCUCCCAUCCUUCUCUGCAGAUCCUCUCAAGCUCUGUCAGGUUGGAUGGGGAGCGUCGCUGCACAGCUAUUUUCAGGUCUCUCCAGUGAUGUUCAAUCGGGUUCAAGUCCGGGCUCUGGCUGGGCCACUCAAGGACAUUCAGCGACUUGUCCCGAAGCCACUCCUGCGUCGUCUUGGCUGUGUGCUUAGGGUCGUUGUCCUGUUGGAAGGUGAACCUUCACUCUGGAGCAGGUUUUCAUCAAGGAUCUCUCUGUACUUUGCUCUCCAUUCAUAUUUUUCUCGAUCCUGACUAGUCUCUCAGUCCCUGCUGCUUAAAAACAUCCCCACAGCAUGAUGCCGCCACCACCAUGCUUCACUGUAGGUAUUGUGCCAGGUUUCCUCCUGUGACGCUUGGAAUUCAGGCCAAAUUCAGGCUAAAGAGUUCAAUGUUGGUUUCCUCAGACCAGAUAAUCUAGUUUCUCAUGGUCUGAAAGUCUUUUAGGUGCCUUUUAGCAAACUCCAAGCGGGCUGUCCUGUUCCUUUUAAUGAGGAGUGGCUUCCAUGUGGCCACUCUACCGUAAAGGCCUGAUUGGUGGAGUGCUGUCAGAGUGAACUGUGACCAUCGUGUUCUUGGUCACCUCCCUGACCAAGGCCCUUCUCCCCUGAAUGCUCAGUUUGGCCGGGCGGCCAGCUCUAGGAAGAGUCUUGGUAGUUCCAAACUUCUUCCAUUUAAGAACAAUGGAGGCCACUGUGUUCUUGGGGACCUUCAAUGCUGCAGAAAUGUUUUGGUACCCUUCCCCAGAUCUGUGCGUCGACACCUGUCUCGGCGAUCUAAGGACAAUUCCUUCGAGCUCAUGGCUCGGUUUUUGCUCUGACAUGUACUGUCAACUGUGGGACCUUUAUAUAGACAGGUGUGUGCCUUUCCAAAUCAUGUCCAAUCCAUUGAAUUUACCACAGGUGGACUCCAAUCAAGUUGUAGAAACAUCAAGGAUGAUCAAUGGAAACAGGAUGCACGUGAGCUCAAUUUCGAGUCUCAUAGCAAAGGGUCUGAAUACUUAAGGUAUUUCUGUAUUUUAUUUUUAAUAAAUUUGCCAAAAUGGGUAAAAACCUGCUUUCGUGUUGUUAUUAUGGACUAUUGUGUAGAUUGAUGAGGGGGGGGAAAUGAUUUAAUUCCAUUUUAGAAGAAGGCUGUAACGUAACAAAAUGUGGAAAAAGUGAAGGGGUCUGAAUACUUUCCGAGUUAGGGUUAGGUUGCACAUUUUGGUAACUUUCCCCAAAAUUCCCCGGUCCUCCUGAAAUCCCUAUUGGAGGAUUUCGGAUUUCUUGCUUUCAUUAUGAUUCCGGGAAUCUUCCUACCGGAAAUAUUCCUACCUUUCUCAGGAAAAACUGGUAAUUUUGGGAAAGAGUAGAGACACCAUGGACUGUGGUAUUAAUACAUUAUUGUCAAGGUAUUAUGUGAGUGUCAUUAGUCUUUACCUUCCAUGUCUUCAUUUAAAAAAGUUAUUUCUGUUGUAUGAAUUUGUAUCAAAUUAAUGUUUUUUUUUUUUAUGACAUUAUAUUAUACUAAUCAUGAAGUUCUCUCAACUUAACUACAGUUAAAAAGAUUGAAGUAGGCAAAUCAAUGAACUAAUGUAUUGAAAACCAUGUUUUUAGCACAAAGUAGGCCUUAAUGUUCUGCACACAUAAAACUUUGACGAAUAUG
Messenger RNA from Salvelinus fontinalis (brook trout), 5191 nucleotides. RefSeq names its product aldehyde dehydrogenase, dimeric NADP-preferring-like. The transcript has 11 exons. NCBI's taxonomy places the organism in Eukaryota, Metazoa, Chordata, Actinopteri, Salmoniformes, Salmonidae. Gene Ontology annotation, cellular component: cytoplasm. The coding region runs from base 317 to 1819 and encodes 500 amino acids. The record is from RefSeq and is a predicted model, not a curated record. Gene Ontology annotation, biological process: aldehyde metabolic process. Gene Ontology annotation, molecular function: aldehyde dehydrogenase (NAD+) activity.